CUACAUGUGGAGGAUAUGCAUCUUUAAUAUACAACAUGUAACUUUUUCUUGAAUAGUGGGAAAAGAUGGAGCUACAGGUGGAGAAUCAGAGUCAGUCUUUCAACACCAACACCGUGAGGCUGCCGGCGAAACACAUACUGGGGAUGGGUGUAGAUAACUUUAUUUCUCUUCUGAUAUUUGGACUUAUUUUCAUCCUCGGUGUGCUUGGGAACACCAUGGUGAUCACGGUGCUGGCGCGCAGCAAACCGGGACAACCGAGGAGCACAACCAACAUCUUCAUCCUCAACCUGAGCGUGGCGGACCUGUCCUACCUCCUCUUCUGCGUCCCCUUCCAGUCCACCAUCUACAUGCUGCCCACAUGGGUGCUGGGGGCUUUCAUCUGCAAGUUUAUCCACUAUUUCUUCACCGUGUCCAUGCUGGUCAGUAUUUUCACUCUGUCGGCGAUGUCCGUGGACCGCUACGUGGCCAUCGUCCACGCCAGGAAAUCCUCGUCGAUCCGGGUGGUGAGGCACGCCAUGCUCGGAGUGGUGCUGAUCUGGAUCCUGUCUCUGGUCAUGGCAUCUCCCGUUGCGCACUACCAGAACAUCGUGGAGCGGGACGAGAACAACACCUACUGCUGGGAGGUUUGGCCGGAACACCAGAGGAAAGUCUACGUGAUGUGCACCUUUGUUUUCGGAUACCUCCUGCCUCUCACUCUGAUAUCUGUCUGCUAUGCAAAGGUUUUAAACCAUCUGCACAAAAAGCUGAAGAAUGUCUCCAAAAAAUCUGAGCUCUCCAAAAAGAAGACUGCUCAGACAGUCCUGGUUGUGGUCGUGGUCUUCUGUCUGUCCUGGUUGCCUCACCACGUCGUCCACCUGUGGGUGGAGUUUGGCUCCUUCCCCCUCAACCAGGCCUCCUUCGUGUUCAGGAUGGUGGCUCACUGCUUGGCCUACAGCAACUCCUCCGUCAACCCCAUCAUCUACGCGUUCCUGUCGGAGAACUUCAGGAAUUCCUACAAGCAGGUUUUCUGGUGCCGGGUGCCCAGCAAGUGUCCUGUGAACGACAACAGGGACCUACGCAGCAGAGUGGAGACGGCACCAUCCACCAAUAUCAGCUUGACUUGCAAAGGUCAUGACUCUCAGACCAGUAAAAUGCUUUGA
Morone saxatilis (striped sea-bass) is the source of this 1139-nucleotide messenger RNA. RefSeq names its product galanin receptor 1a (gene galr1a). Lineage: Eukaryota; Metazoa; Chordata; Actinopteri; Moronidae. Gene Ontology annotation, cellular component: membrane. The transcript has 3 exons. The record is from RefSeq and is a predicted model, not a curated record. Gene Ontology annotation, molecular function: galanin receptor activity. Gene Ontology annotation, biological process: negative regulation of adenylate cyclase activity; G protein-coupled receptor signaling pathway; positive regulation of cytosolic calcium ion concentration. The coding region runs from base 66 to 1139 and encodes 357 amino acids.